AUGGAGCUGGGAUCCUUGUUGGUUUGCCCUUUUAUAUUGUGUCUUGGGCCUCCAGAAGUGUCUUGGCUUCGGUAUGGUGGGCUUGGGGUGAAUCAUAGCUGGGCCUUUGAGCCUGGAGCUGGGCAUUUAAAUAUUCCGCAGGUUCCGAAAGAGGGAGGUGAUCUGGGUCCUGGCUAUCUUCCAAUAGAGCUGCCGAUCGGCAAGGGUACAAGGAAAGGCUAUCUUUGCAGAUUUCGAGGUGCUGGUGUCGAAGGGAGGCAAUUCGAAGGAGAGGGCCUUCAUUUGGUUCUGCUCAACCCUUGCCGAACGGCAAGGGUGGCUCGGGUUCCCAGAGGUGUAGGCAGGGCUGCUCGAGUUUUGAAAGAGGCAGGGCUGCUCGAAUUUUUCAGGUAUGUAAUUUUCGAAGCCAUAUUUCCCUUGCUCAACCCUUGCCGUUCGGCAAGGCCGAGGCACUGGUUUUUGGGUACCCGAGCCUUGGAGAAAAGGGUGCCGUGGAGCUGGGUACUUUCUGGCAAGGCUGAGCCCUUGCCGAAGGGUGGGUUGAGAAACUACAUAGGUGGUGCUCAUUUUUUGUUCGGCAAGUUCUCUUUGGCAAGUGGAGCUGAGUCCUUGGAACCGGGUGUUGGUGACCUUGGCUGGAGCAGGCAAGGGUCUCUCCAGCACCGCGGGCCCCAAUCUCCUUGGUGUUUCAGCUCGGGACCGCUGAGAGCUAGGUUUGCGUUAGGGCCGGGCCUGUUUUGGAGCCGGACCUUCCGACUUGGUGAUUUUAGCAAGGGACCUGAGUCCUUGAGCUCUUUGGUCAAACUUCAGGGCCGGCUCAGUCAAUUUUUCUCAAGGGCUUGGGUUCGUCAAGGUUUGGGCAAGGUGUGA
This is a messenger RNA of Prunus armeniaca (apricot), 870 nucleotides long. The record is from the annotation of a GenBank genome assembly. Lineage: Eukaryota; Viridiplantae; Streptophyta; Magnoliopsida; Rosales; Rosaceae.